Colias croceus (clouded yellow) is the source of this 1080-nucleotide messenger RNA. Its product is annotated as neuropeptides capa receptor-like. Gene Ontology annotation, molecular function: G protein-coupled receptor activity. Gene Ontology annotation, cellular component: membrane. The transcript is spliced from 4 exons. Gene Ontology annotation, biological process: G protein-coupled receptor signaling pathway. NCBI's taxonomy places the organism in Eukaryota, Metazoa, Arthropoda, Insecta, Lepidoptera, Pieridae. The coding region runs from base 1 to 999 and encodes 332 amino acids. The record is from RefSeq and is a predicted model, not a curated record.
AUGAAUUCCACACGAAAGGAAGAAGAUGACUUGGAAGCCUGGUCCCACUUUCUCGUCAAAGCUUUUGAGGAAAAAUCACAGUGGAUUGACGUAUGCUGCGUCGUUAUAAUGGUCAUAAUUUUCUUUGUUUCCAUUAUUGGUAAUGUGCUUACUUGCUACGUGAUCUACUCAGUGAAAUCGAUGCACACAGCGACCAACUUCUAUCUCUUUGAUUUGGCAGUGUCCGAUUUAAUAGUGACGUUUUUUAUAAUAUUCGAUAUCUAUGACUAUUUAACUGACUUCUCCAACUUCGGGGAGAACAUGUGUAAACUGAAAUUUUUCUUUGCCGUGAUUUUGUGGAACAAUGGUAUUCUAGUGAUGACUAUUCUUGCGAUUGAGAGAUAUAUAGUGAUUUGGUACCCGAUGCUACUAAGUUCUUCUCCGGUUUGGAAGAGAGUGACUAAAGUGAUAACUAUCAUUUGGAUAGUGGCUAUAAUGGAAUCACUACCCGAGCUUUGGACGGUCGGUUUUAUAAAGACUAAAAAGGUGUCUAUCUGCUUUACUGUGCCAACAGAAAUAGCAAGAAAAAUCAGCGGUGUUCUGGCUCUAGUAACCUUCGUCUUUCCUCUCAUGAUUAUGAUAUUCGUUUACGCAAUGAUUGCUUUUAAAGUGAAUGAUAAUGAAAAAUCUAAUUCGAGUGGCAAAAUAUUCAAUCAUCGUGAUAACAGACGUAAAGUGAACAAAAUUAUUAUUUCAGUAGCACUGACGGCGUCAUUUCUGGUCUGUUGGUUUCCAUUUUUUGUGUAUCGCAUUAUAAUAUUUGCCUACGACAUAAGUCAAUUGAUGGAGUUUGAAUGGUGGUGGAGUACAGGAUUCAGAGUACUUUUAAUAAAUACUUGGCUCAGCGUUGUAUUGAAUCCCAUUCUCUUCAGCUUGAUGUCAACUAAGUUUCGUAAAGCUUUAAAGAUGUUGUGGACACGGAAGAUGCGUAAGCAGAAAACAAGCAUAAUAAGACUUUAAAAAUUAACGUCAUUGUAAAAGUAUACAAGGAAUACCAAUAGAAGAUUAGACAACGCUGUUUGUUCGUAGUAUAAAUAUUGC